CUGCAGGCUAACAGGGGGAGGAUGAGAGGUGGGCUGUGAGACAUGAUGGACCUCCCCAAUGGCCAAUCAGGUGCCACCACUGUCGCUGCUACAGCCUCUGAGAAGGGCAGCAGCUCUGAGUCUCUCAGUGAAAAGGGUUCAGAGCUGAAGAAGAGUUUUGAUGCGGUCGUGUUUGAUGUGCUCAAGGUCACUCCAGAGGAGUAUGCAGGCCAGAUCACCCUCAUGGACGCUCCUGUGUUCCAGGCCAUCCAGCCGGAGGAGCUGUCCAGCUGUGGCUGGAACAAGAAGGAGAAGCACAGCUCCGCCCCAAACGCUGUGGCCUUCACACGCAGGUUCAACCAGACCAGUUUCUGGGUGGUGAGGGAGAUUCUCCACGCUCAGACCCUGAAGAUCAGAGCGGAGGUGCUGAGUCACUACAUCAGAACUGCCAAGAAGCUGUGUGACAUGAACAACCUGCAUGCUGUCAUGGCCGUGGUGUCAGGCCUGCAGAGCGCUCCCAUCUACAGACUCACCAAGACCUGGGCGAUGCUGAGUCGUAAGGACAAAGCGUCGUUUGAGCGUCUGGAGUACCUGAUGUCGAAGGAGGACAACUACAAACGUCUGAGAGACUACAUACGCAGCCAGAGCAUGACAUCCUGCAUCCCCUACCUGGGUAGGACUCACGCACACACACACACACUCACACACACAGCCGUGAAAUCCCUGACAUGUGGGGCAGGACUGUAGGACUGUCGUGACUUC
Molecule: messenger RNA, 741 nt
Organism: Osmerus eperlanus (European smelt)
Lineage: Eukaryota; Metazoa; Chordata; Actinopteri; Osmeriformes; Osmeridae
Gene: ralgps2
Product: Ral GEF with PH domain and SH3 binding motif 2
Exons: 7
Coding region: 43-726 (227 amino acids)
Biological process (GO): positive regulation of GTPase activity; Ras protein signal transduction
Cellular component (GO): plasma membrane
Molecular function (GO): guanyl-nucleotide exchange factor activity
Source: RefSeq, a predicted model, not a curated record